CGCGACGCGGGGCUCGAUCCCGACGCGGUGCUCGGUCCACGGCCCUCCAGCGGCCCUUUGUCUUCGAUCCACGAUUACGCCUAGGCCCUCCAACGGAAUUAGGGUUAGCUCCGGAAAGUUCUGGAACAACCUGACGACUAUAAGUAGCGAUCCAGCCUUAGAGGUACUAGUCCCGGAUCAAUAAGUUUGGUAGGUGCGAGGAGGAGAACCGGAGGACCGAAAUCCACGCAUCAACAAUUGGCGCCGUCUGUGGGGACGAUUUAAAGCAUCCAGUUGAGCAGCAUGACACCAGAAAGAAGUCCACGACGCUCUGAUGAUAACUGCUCUGCCAAGAGGAGGCUGAACUUGGACGACCCCCAGGUUGGAGGACCCGAGGAUGGGACCAGCCAGCCAAACCUAGAACGUCAGGAAGGGUUGCCCGAGGCACAUGCACUAACGACCCCUGAGCCACUCCAAAAGCAGUUCGCGGUUUUGGAAGAUAAGGUAGAGGGCAUGCUUCAACGCAUGACCCAAGUCCUUCGACAAUACGAGCGACAAGAGUCCGACGAAGUGCCCCUUGUCAGAGACCCGAGAAAGGGGAAGGGCCCAGCGCAAAGCGAGACCGAGGAGUCAACGAACAGUGCAGGGAGCAAGUUGCGGAUAGGUGGAAAUACCAGGCGACGAACCCAGAUUUUCGACUCCCAAAAGAUGAAAAAGCAACAUAAAUACUCGGCACCAAAUGGGGGCAGGAGCGACCAUGAUGACAGAAACUCCGAGCCGGUAAGUCUCGACAAAGGCAAACCAGCAGAUCAGCCAGAGUCCUCGGAGAAGCGACAUAACCAAAAGGAGAAGGGAUUCGACCUCGAAGAACUACUGGACCAAGCCGACUCACCAUUCACGGAGGAGAUCAUGAGAGAGAAGGUCCCUCCAAAAUUCAAGCUACCCACGGUGAAACAACGACAGGACUUCUACUAAGGGGGGCUGUUGACUUUUCCUUUCUUCCUUCGA
Momordica charantia (bitter melon) is the source of this 987-nucleotide messenger RNA. Lineage: Eukaryota; Viridiplantae; Streptophyta; Magnoliopsida; Cucurbitales; Cucurbitaceae. The record is from RefSeq and is a predicted model, not a curated record.